AUGCCAUUCUCAGGCUGGUUCUCUCGUCCUUGGCGCUGUAUCUCCGGGGUUUUUGGCUACAGGCGAUCCCACGUCACACUCAACCAAGGUCGAAAAGCACAAUCUAUCGUCGAAGCAGACCAUGAAGUAGUCGAAUAUCACCACUACUGUCCACCCGGGGUCCAGCAAGUUCUUGCUUCUGGAACCAGCGCCUUCAUUGGAGAGGUUAAUAAUUCGACUGUCCUCAAGUAUCCUAUGGAGCCAGGAGGUGAUAUGACUCGUCUUGAACUCGAGCACAAGAUUCUCAUGAUCGUUGGCCAACACCCCGGGAUUAUCACGGACAAAGGAUUUACGGAAGCCGGCCUAUACCUCGAACGUGCAACAAAUGGGACAAUCCUGAAGUACCUCGCCGAUCCAAAUCAUCCCAGCCCUUCCCUUCAGCAGAGGAUAGUAUGGUGCCGGCAAAUAACAGAGGCGGUCCACCAUAUUCACGCAAAGAGGGUAAUUCACUGCGAUAUCCAACCCACAAACAUCUUGGUCGAUGAGGAGCUUCACCUCAAGCUGGCUGAUUUCCAAGGACGCUAUCUCUCGGAGGACGGCGAGGUUAUCUUCGAUGGGUGGAGUAGCGAGCCAUGUCGAUAUUUCUGUCCUAGAGAUGAUGAGUGUGAGGCCAGUUUCAGCACAGACCUCUUUGCACUCGGAUCAACCAUCUACUUUAUCAUGACCGGACACGAGGUCUUCCCUGAUAUUGCCUACGGGGAAGCUGGGUGGGAUGAGAAAGUUAGGUCUCGAUUUUCGGCGGGUAUCUUUCCGGAGGAUUCACACGCCUGUGUCAAUAUUACCCAAAAGUGUUGGAGGCAACAAUACAGCUCUGCAGAUGAAGUACUCAAGGAUAUGAGAACUAUCGAACAGGAGUUGAUAUGA
Fusarium falciforme is the source of this 903-nucleotide messenger RNA. RefSeq lists its product as hypothetical. Gene Ontology annotation, molecular function: protein serine/threonine kinase activity; ATP binding. The record is from RefSeq and is a predicted model, not a curated record. Lineage: Eukaryota; Fungi; Ascomycota; Sordariomycetes; Hypocreales; Nectriaceae. The transcript has a single exon. Gene Ontology annotation, biological process: mitotic DNA damage checkpoint signaling; protein phosphorylation. Gene Ontology annotation, cellular component: nucleus; cytoplasm. The coding region runs from base 1 to 903 and encodes 300 amino acids.